Messenger RNA from Candida albicans SC5314, 633 nucleotides. RefSeq lists its product as uncharacterized. The record is from RefSeq and is a predicted model, not a curated record. Lineage: Eukaryota; Fungi; Ascomycota; Pichiomycetes; Serinales; Debaryomycetaceae. Bases 1 to 633 code for a protein of 210 amino acids. The transcript has a single exon. Gene Ontology annotation, cellular component: cytoplasm; membrane.
AUGUCGUCGUUGAAUGCUCAGUAUUUGGCGUAUCUAAUCAAGUAUCCGUUAUUAACAAAGUCGAUCACCAGUGGAGUCUUUUCUGGGUUGAACGAGACUGUUGCGUCGGUGUUGACCAACGAGUUUCAGGAAACGAAAAUUGCAGGUAUCAAGAUCAAACAUGUGUUUACCCAGAAAUUGUUGACAAUGAUUAUUUAUGGGAGUUGUAUUGCCACUCCAAUUAGUCACUACAUGUACUUUAUCAUUAAUAAUAAGAUAUUUAAAGGCCCAUUGACAAAGUCCGGAAAGAUCUUACAGAUCUUGACGUCUUUGAGUACGGUCACACCGACCCUUGCUGCGUGUUUUGUAUCAUGGAUUGCGUUGAUCAAUAAUUACAAGUUACCCAAAGGUUCCAUCAACCCAAUUGCUGAACUCAACAAGAUUGUGGCUAUAGUGCGUGCUGGGUUAAAGAAAGGGUACUUCGGAGUUUUGAAAAGUUCGUUAGUGACUUCUAGUGUGGCCCUUGUCAUUGCACAGAAAUUUGUACCGCCAGAACUUUGGGUGGUAUUUUUCAAUGUGGUAUACUUUUUCUUGGGCACUUACCAAAACACGAAGUUGAAAAGAUUACAGAAGCAACAACGAUUAGCAAAGUAG